Myotis myotis is the source of this 1380-nucleotide messenger RNA. RefSeq names its product MINDY family member 4B (gene MINDY4B). The coding region runs from base 1 to 1380 and encodes 459 amino acids. The transcript is spliced from 12 exons. Lineage: Eukaryota; Metazoa; Chordata; Mammalia; Chiroptera; Vespertilionidae. Gene Ontology annotation, biological process: protein K48-linked deubiquitination. The record is from RefSeq and is a predicted model, not a curated record. Gene Ontology annotation, molecular function: cysteine-type deubiquitinase activity; K48-linked deubiquitinase activity.
AUGGCUGUGGCAUUCCUGGACCAGGAACAAAGCUCCCAGGAGCUGGAUUUGGAGGAGAUAACUAGGAAAAUUUCAUUUCUUGACAAAUGGAGGGAAAUCUUUAGUUAUCACAGGUUGGGAACCAAUAAUACAACUCCUCAGAAUCAUGAAGGCAGCCAUGUGUCUGCUGCUAAGAGUGAAGAUGGAUCAGGAACACCUCAGCCCAAAAGACAAGGACUCUUGCCAUCAAGUGGCCCUUGUUCUACUCCCAAGCCCUCUAUCAUCUCUUCAAAAUCGAGCAGCUUUCCUAUCUCCCUAGCAAUGGCCACGAAGCUGCGGCAGAGCCUCUUUGGAAAUACGGUCUAUGUCUUCAGCUGUGAUUGGAAAAAGGCCUGUUUCAGGUUCCAUGAGCCUUUUUCUGACCUGGCUUUUGCUUUGGAAGUGGGAAAGGGAGGUGCCCAAAGCAUUCAGAUGGCCGUACAAGGAUUGAUCAUCAAGUACUUGCUGUUUACAAGGGAGGGGAAAGACUGUAACUUCCACAGUCUAUGUGCAAUAAGCAAGCAAGAGCAGAAGCAGGCCCUGGCUGUGGCACUCGCUGGUAUCCUGUGGGUGGCAGGAGAAGCUCAGAAGGCCACCAUCUGUCUUGUCACUGAGGACACUCAAGUCACCUCGACUCCUGACUAUGCUGGGGACAAUUUCACUGAGAGGCUUCAGCUGUUUGAAGUUUUGGAGAAAGAGGCCACUGAGAAAUUCAUCUAUGAUCAUUUACAAUGUUUCAGUGGGGAAGGAAGCCACGGUGUCAUCCUGUUUCUUUACAGCCUGAUCUUCUCCAGAACAUUUGAAAGGCUUCAGAAGGACCUAGAUGUCUCCACCAUUCAUCUGCUACAACCAAAUGCUGGAGGCUUCCUAUGCAGGCAGGCAGUUUUGAACAUGGUUUUAACUGGAAGAGCAAGUCCACAUGUCUUUAAUGGCUGUCAAAAUGGGAAGUCUCAAGAAAUACUACAUGGAGUCCCAGCACGCAGCAACGUCGGCUAUUUGCAGUGGGGGAAGCACACCUCAGAGGAUGGGCUUUCCCAGGUGGGCAGCAUGCUGAAGACUCCCAAAUUGCCCAUUUGGCUGUGCAACAUCAAUGGAAGCUACAGUGUCCUUUUUAGCACAAACAGGCAGCUCCUAGCAGACUGGAAAGCGGAGCGGCGGUUUGAUCUGCACUUGUAUGGUGGGCAGCCUUUCCAGAAAAAGCUUGCCCGUCUUACAGUUGAUACUCACUCUCAUCACUGGGAAAGUAACCAACGUGAGGAGGAACAUGGACCAGGAAGACGGUUUUCUCCAGUGGAGAUGGCAAUCAGAACCAAGUGGAGAGAAGCCACCAUUAACUGGAAUGGAUCUGUUCCCUUUUUCUAA